Molecule: messenger RNA, 3388 nt
Organism: Lepisosteus oculatus (spotted gar)
Lineage: Eukaryota; Metazoa; Chordata; Actinopteri; Semionotiformes; Lepisosteidae
Gene: pcdh20l
Product: protocadherin 20-like
Biological process (GO): homophilic cell-cell adhesion
Cellular component (GO): plasma membrane
Molecular function (GO): calcium ion binding
Source: RefSeq, a predicted model, not a curated record
CUGUGGAGCUCCUCCCCUCAGGCUCCAACACUCUCCAGGCAGAGAGACGCUGCGUGCCACUGGCACUGAGAACAUGUCCGGAAGGAAUGGCCCACAGGACACGUGUGGACAUGUGCUGGACACAGCUGCUUCAGAACUGCUUUUGCAUUCUCCUGUUGACCCAGAUUGGCCACAACAGAGCUGCUCCUCAAAUUACUCUUCAUGUAGAAGAGGAGCAGCAGGAAGGUGUCAAACUUGGCACCAUCAGCCGACAGCCAUCCACACUCUUACCACCGGGACAGCAGCCCUCAUACCAGCUCCUUACAGCGGAAGAGCGUGUGAGAGUUGACCAGAGCACUGGUGACUUGUACGCCACCUCACGUGCCAUCGACAGAGAGUCACAGUGCCCAGCCGAGCACCAGACAGGGCAGUGCCAGCUGCUGUUGGAUGCUUUCAUAAACCCCGGUGCUGAGAUAAUAAAGAUACAAAUGGUCAUCCAGGACAUUAACGACAACGCACCUCACUUCCAGGAGAGCAUCAUCCAACUUUCCAUCCCGGAGGAUGUUGCCGUGGGAACAAGGUUUGAGCUGGACCACCAUGCAGUAGAUCUGGAUGCAGGCAGUAACGGGACAGUGAUUUACCAACUGGAGGGGGAUGAUGGCUUUUUCAGUGUGGUUUCUGAAGGAUCAGCGCCAGUUGUGGUUGUUAAGAACCUGCUGGACCGGGAAAUCCAGAAUAUUCAUCAGAUGACCCUCAUCGCCGUCGAUGGAGGAACCCCACGUCUAACAGGAAGCACGACAUUGGUUGUGCAGGUGCAGGACUCCAAUGAUAACUGCCCUGAGUUCACCUCUCCUGGCCCCAUUACUGUUUCCAUCCCUGACAACAUGCCCAUUGGCUCUGAGGUGGCCCACGUGCUUGCCACUGACCCUGACCUGGGUUCCAAUGCCAAAAUCACCUACUCCUUUAGUCACAAGGUCUCUGAGGCAGCAAGGGCAAUGUUCAACUUGGACAGCAACACUGGAGUCAUCACCUUGUCCAGAAUCAUCAACAGAAGUACCACUUCUGAGCAUGUGCUCAAAAUCUGGGCAAGUGGCCCACACUGCCCCCCUGAUGAUACAGACGUUAUUGUGUCUGUGGUCCCGGUGGCAAGCCAGCAACCAGUGAUGGAAGUCAGGUAUAUAGCUAAGCACCAGGAUCAGAUGGUGGUGCUGAAAGAGAAUGAGCCAGUCAACACAGCCUUAGCCCUUUUGGAAGUGAAAACCCCUGACAGGAUCAAAGGCUUGCCAUACAUUGAAGGGGAAACCCCUUUUGUUAUAAAGCCACAACAAGGAAAAUAUCUUUUAGUUACCUCCAGGCCCUUGGACUUUGAACAAGAAAGGCAGCACGACAUUGUCAUCGUGGCCAGUGACGCCAAGGACUCCAGUAUUUACCACAAGAAGCAGAUUCAAGUCAGUGUGGAAGACAUUAACGAUAACGCUCCCUGGUUCCACCAAAGUCGCUUUGAGGUUGCCAUUGAGGAGAACAACAAGCCGGGAACGAUUCUCAUACAACUGACGGCAACUGACGCAGACAGCCAGCAGAACGGAGAGGUGACUUACUCGCUGGGGACAAACACCCCACCCAUGUUUAGCAUCAAUAAGGUAACGGGAGAGCUGUCAGUCUCAUCUGUUCUAGACCGGGAGCACAAGGAGUUUUACAGUCUUACCGUGCACGCGAGGGAUCAGGGCUCCCCACCUCUCCAAACCAGCGUCACCGUGAUGAUCCAGGUGCUGGACCAGAACGACAACAGACCAGCCUUCAUCACCUCCGAAUUUAUAUUCUUCAUCCCCGAGAAUUUCCCUACGUUCGGGGAGGUGGGGGUAAUAAACGUGACGGACCGGGACUCGGGGGCCAACGGCAGGGUGGAGGUAUCGCUCCUGAACGACAGCAGCCCGUUCGUGAUGGACAAUGUGCACGGGACACUGCGCUGUGCGGCUGAGGUAGACCGGGAGAAGCAGGACCGGCACGAGGUCUGGAUUGUGGCGCAGGACCACGGGAGCCCUUCCCUUUCCGCCACUGCCAAAGUCACGGUGUUCGUCCUGGACAUCAACGACAACCCUCCCAGAGUGCUGCUGCCCGCCACCAACCUGUCCUGCCUGACGGUGCCGCCCGGCACUCCACCAGGCUCCGCCAUUGCCGAGAUCUACGCGGUCGACGCGGAUGCUGGGAUCAACUCCGUUAUCUCUUACUUCAUCAUUGCUUGCGAACCCCCGGGGCCCAGCCCGUUCCAGAUCGACCACUCCUUGGGAAACAUCACCCUGGCCAGGCGACUUCAGGAAGCCGACUACGGCUUCCACCACCUCUUUGUUGCAGUCCGGGACGGCGGAAGGCCCACCUCCCAGCAGGCCACAGUGUGGGUCAACCUGCAGGUGAACGACACCGGGGGCCCCUGCAGUUUGAAAGGCGUCCCCGAAAACAUCCAGCUCAUACAGCCCUCUGCCCAGAUACAAACCAUGUGCAUUAGCAACGCCUCCGAUACUGAGAAGUGCCAGGUUGUAUUCCUCCUUGGCCUCAGCAUGAUCGUGGCCUCCCUGCUCCUUCUGGCAUUAGUUGGCACGAUUGUAAAGUGUAGACAAAGGAACAGAAAGGGUCAGAGCAGGACUGGCAAAGAUGUUCAAAUCCCUUUAAAACUAAAAGAAGCCUAUGACACUAGAGACUGGCCAGAUGUGCAGUGAAAUAUCCCAUUGACUGCAUACAUGUACAGCACAUCAUUUGUUUUAUUGUACAUAGAGUCAGAGUCCUGUAUUUGUAGUGUAAUUUAUUGUUAGCUUUUCAAUUGUAAAAAUAUCCGGUAUAUAUUUUUAUAUCCUAUUUUACAAUUGGUUAAUGGGGUGGCCUGUAUGGAAGUCUACAACAGUGAAUUUCCACGACAAUUGGGUACUUGUGCUGUGUUUUCUUUUUAACCCAUAUUUACUGUGCUUUCACAGUGUGUCCUUCUUAGAAGUUCGGGUGGAUAGCUGCAUCAGCAUGCAUAGGCUGCAAAGGAACGGGUAAAGGUUUAUUCCAUGCUUUUCUUAGUACUGUGUUCUGGCCUUUCUUUAGUAAAUCUCAUUAACUUUUAACUGGUUCUUACGACACUGUAAUCAGAUAUAUAAAAUUACAUUUUUUGGGACUCCGACUUUACAGUAUAAGGAAGUUAAUUUGUGUUAACUUCUUGUCAGCCACCAAAUCUCAGGUUCGAAAAUCUCCUUUCUUCUGGUUCCCCGUGUGUCUGCGUUUCCUGGAACAACCUCUUCCCCUAAAAAUGUCUGUUGUGCUUCUUUACACAGUUAUUCAUGGCAUUUAGAAUAAAAAAUAAAAAUGAAAUUCGGUCAAUGCAUCAUGAGAGUACAGUGAAAAAAACUUUUAGGAUGACGUUUAUUAUUACCAC